CUCCGGGACAGGUUCACGUCGCGGUAGCGCGCCACCGGCCGCAGUACUGUCGUACGGUCUGAGCAAGAACCAUCCCUCUCUCCUUGCUUUCAUCGGCAUGACAGUAGUCGUCGUCGAUUCACCUGUUUUGUCGCGCGGGACGAUCGUCUUUUGAAACUAAAAAAAAAAAAAAAAGUUUUUUUUCUUCACGAUCGAUCGAUUGUCGCUCUCUCGAUCUGCAGUCUUGCGGUCUUUCGAUCGCGAUCCCGCGAGUCAUCGGAUCUGUGUAAACAGUGAACGAAAAUCCGCAGAUUUGUGAGCGUUUAAACACAAUGUGAUCACCGAUAGCACGUUUGAGUCAGCAGCGAUCGAAGAUGGUCGAUCGAAAUUUUGUUUCCCGAUGAAUCUCGAAAGAACGGACGCGAGUGCGCUCGAGAUAUAAGGAAUAUGGAAUAAGGCCGCAAAGAGGUCGAAUGCUGGCACUCCUGGCGAUAUUGCGGGGUAUUAUCCUCCGAACGCAAACGGCUCUUAAAACGUGCGGUUCGGUGAUCGAGGGUUGAUACGCGCGCUCCCGCAGAAUUAUGUGACGAUCGUGAACGUGCUCUCAAAUUUUGUAAAAUUAAAAAAAAAACAAACAAACAAAACCAAAAGACGAGUCUCUUUCUUCACGCAACAAAUAUUGAAGAGUUACGAAAUGUUCAGGUGUUAUUCGUAUCACGUUCGUACGAAAAGAUCUCUCUCUCUGUGUGCUGAUCGUGCAUUUUAAAUACACAUACGGUAUAUCGAGAUAAACUUGAACCGCGAAUUGUUUUCUCGCGUUAUAAACGCUCGAAUUUUUCUAUUAUCCCGCUUUGGAUCUCUGCGAUUACGUUUGUUUUUCGCAUGAAUUAUUUAUCCGAUUGUGCGCCCGUUAGUUCAUUAAUCAAUAUUAUACGCUCGCAGAUUUAUAUAUUAAUUGUUACAUUCGGCCUUUUAAAUUAAUUAUUAAAGCGAUACUUUCCUGUUCCCGCGUUAAUUAUUCAAAUAAUCUAAUUACUAAUUAAAACUCACGUGCCGUCAUUUAUUGUAUCUUAUUUAUUAUUUAUUAUUACAGUAAUUCCAUUACAUUACGGAGGAGCGUUUUAUUUCGAACCGUUGAGUUGUUAACAACCGUUAUUUCCGCGAUACGUCGAUCGCGCGAUACAACUUCAGCUUGAACUUUUACAAAAAAAAAAAAAAAGAAAGAAAAAAAUAGCAAAGAGUAUGGGACUCCGAGCUGUGUAAUAAUUUCGGAAGUAUACUACUACUGAAAAAGUUCGGCGAUCUCUCGCAACUUCGGCGAAGCACGCUCCGCGCGAGAUGUGUUUCGUGAGGACAAUCUCGAGAGUGAAGUAAUCGCGAUGGGACUCGAAACGUAAAAUACAUGGCUCGUCGUCGAGGAAGAAAAUAGCAGUGAUAGAAAGAGAUUAUGUUACAACGCGCUUGGUGUAUUCGCGUCGACGUAAAAUAUCAGCGACAACAUAACAAACAACAAGUAAUAUAAAGCGAACAAAAUCCAAAUAUACAACAACGUCAAACUACGUUCAGACAGCAGUCUGGAAAUAACAAUCGUUAAAUAAACCACAUCUUCGCGAGUGUCCUUCGCGGUGUAUAAAACAAUAUUACAACUGAGAUACAUCUGGUUCUAAGUGCGCUUCUAACAGCUCCUGUUAAAUUAACUGUGAAUAAGGGAUUCGAUUACUGCGCGCGUGUGUGUGUGUGGUUGGUUGCGGCUUAACGUGUGCAUACACACACGUACGCGCACGCACGCACGCGGCGAAGUGUUUGCAAUGAGAUCGGACGAGUCAACGCGAAGUUAAGCAUCGCUGAUUAUCUUAGAGCCAUCGUGUAAUUGGCGCUAAUUAAUCAGUACGACUCUUCACGCUCCAGACGACGACGUCGUCGUCGUCGAAAUCGCCGCGUAUUUCACAGCUUCCCGUCGUCCUGCCCGUCGCAAGAGUUUCCGACAAUGAAGUGGCUCUGGAUAACCAUCUUAAUAGCUCUGGCACUGCCAGCUGCUGUACCACGAAGAAUCCACAGAAGCAAACCCACGCCACGAUUGUACGGCGACCGAGUCCCCGUCAAGCUAAUAAGGACCACCAGCAGUAAGGUGCGGCAGAAGAUCGUCGACACUCACAAUUACUUUCGCACGCAAGUGAAGCCACCUGCCGCCAACAUGCUUGUCAUGAAAUGGCACUCGGGUCUGGCGAAGGCAGCGCAGAGAUGGGCCGAUCGCUGUCUCGGUUUGGUGCACGACAACGCAACCGGUCUGUAUUUGGACGGCUUCGGCCAAAGUGGACAAAACAUUUUCAUAAGCACAAGUCGCACUCUCUGGAACUUCCCCAUCAGAAUGUGGUACAUGGAGUAUAGGGACUUCAAGUACGGGACCAAUACGACGAAUGAGAUCCGCAAGAUCGGCCAUUACACGCAGGUGGUGUGGGCCACAACGCAUCUAGUCGGAUGCGGAGUGAGCCAUUGCACCGGCGGCAAGGGCCCGCUCGGCGAGGACUUCUACAUGUACGUUUGCAACUAUGCUCCGAGUGGAAACUAUGCGAGCCGUCUGGGUCUGCCGUACGUAACCGGCAAACCGUGCAGCAUGUGCAAGGAUCACUGUUCGCGAAGCAAGCUUUGCACGAACGCCUGCUACCACGUUGAUCUGUGGUCGAACUGCGCCGAACUGGUCAGAACGUUCGGCUCGUGGGUCUGCGAGACGGACACUCAGGAGGGUCGCGAACGCCGAAAAUUCUGCGGUGCGACGUGCAACUGCGAGGAUAAGAUCUACUAUCAUCACGGGUAGGAGGGAGAUCUUCUUAACACAUCGUUUCGGGGUGCAUGAAUAAUUUAAUCGUCCUGCUAAAACCAACCUCAGACCUGACGUAAAUGGUAUGAUGGCAGCUAAGUGGCUGCAGAUCGUUUGCACGAGGAUCGCGCUGUUUCGUUGAUGACCUCCAUUUGUUUGGUGACGAGCCGGAAAAAAAAAAACGCUUGUCGCGAUAUUUCGAAAAGGACCUCGUUGGGAGAGAGGCGUAGGGACGAAGGGACGGGGGAGUGGAACGGAAUAACAUAUGGGAAUAUGGGCACAGACGAAGUGAUUGUGGAAUUUGUGUGUGCUCUUCUUCGAUUUCUCUAGAGGCCUAGACACCGCGGAUUUCAAAGGAAGUUGAUCGUAACGGAUCGAUUGAAAUCCUACGCAACGCGAUUCUAAACGAUUAUUCUGAACUACGCGUAACGAUUCCUUCGAAAUUGCAGAGAUACAUUAGAACACGAUCCUCACACAGUCCGUUUGACCCUCGAAUUUUCUUCAGGGAAUCUGAAACCCUAGGAUUCUCUCACGCACACGCAACCGACACGUGAUAUCACGACAGAAUCAAGGACUUUUUGGGUUUGCGAACUUUUUGACACUCUCGAUCCCCCGUCAAGCAACUUUUCAGUAGCUUCUCUCCAUCUUCCAUUUUUGCAAACUUUGAAUUAUAUCAUAAACGGCUGAUUCAGAACUAACGUUUUACUUGAACUUUUGAAUACGCACAGGUUAAGUGAUUUCGAAAAACACAAACAAAUGUCAAUCGAUUUUAUUUUACAUCCGCUUUGUACGUAUUCAAAGGAAAAAGAAUAAUUAUAUUAAUUUUGUCACGAGAUAAUAAUUUUAUAUCGUGUAUAUUCUUUCGUUAUUUUUAUUGUUUUUGUUUCUUUUUUUUUUUUGCUUAAUAAAUUUAUGCGAGGCGAAAUUACAAUUAUACGUAUUUCAGAAGCUUAUAUACAGUUACCAAAAUAGGACACCAUAUAUAUACACAUUUAAUGGAACCGUAUGAAGAUUACAGAAGAACUUGAUAAGUCCAUUUUUUUUCGAUUUUCUGUUUUUCGUGUUAUUUGGUAGUUAAUAUCGAGUAUUUUUUAAUUAUUCAAAACGAGAGGGGAAAUUCUUGAUAGAUUCCGAGAUACAAGCAUUUGUGUAAAAUGUGUAACGGAGAAAUGCGUUUUACUUUCAAAAUCGCUCUUUUUUAAAAUUACGAAAAUGUGACUCGUCAAGUUCGUCUCCUGGUGAUUUUCAUACACAUUUAGUGUUUUAUUUUUAAUAUAACCAUGCAUAUUUAGUGAUUUGUCUUUAAUUCUUACAUUAAAUAUUGACGUUCCACUUUUAUCGAAUUAUCCCAAGAGUUUGUACUCGAAAUUGCAAAUUAUUCUUUAAAUAAGCAAAUCGGAAAAUUUGUUUAGCAGAUACGUCUCAUUCUGUUUGGUAUAAUUUUUUUUAUCUAUUUUAUAUUGAUGCGCAUAUUUCUCUCACACACAUCCGCUCGGACUUGCAAUUCUCAACAAUAUCAGACAAAACUUGUAAAUAUAUAAAUCCGGCGAAUUACACAUAUCGAAAAACUGAUAAUUAAUAAAAAAAAAAUACGUACUAUUAAGUUUAUUCAUCUACAGUAAGAAGAAUAAUAUGUAAAAAUUAAACUAAGAGAAGAUGAUGCGUCGAUGUUUCUUGUCAUGAUGUAACAAAACACAUUUUGAAAUUUUCUUUAAUUAGUAUAAUCAAUAACACGGCUAUUUUUAUCUUAGAUGUAAAACUACGUAUAUCUACGCGGUACAACGCGGCUCGGAUAAAAUCAGGUCGAAAAUGUUAAAUUUAACUCUUUACCGCGCGCAAUUUAUUGUAGAGAAUUAAAUAUAUAUAUUUUGAAGAUUCUUAAAUAUUUCAAAUGUUAUAUAAAAUCGUAAUAAAACAAUAUAUACAAGUGAAAAAAGAAACGAGAAAUUUUCGAAAAGUUUAACUGAUCGACUGAAGAAGACGAUCCUUAAAAAUAGUAAUUCUUGAAAUGUUGCAAAAUAUUUCCAAAUAAAUAAAUAUUAAAAAAUUCAA
Pseudomyrmex gracilis is the source of this 4849-nucleotide messenger RNA. RefSeq names its product cysteine-rich secretory protein 2-like. Gene Ontology annotation, cellular component: extracellular region. Bases 1967 to 2794 code for a protein of 275 amino acids. The transcript is spliced from 6 exons. The record is from RefSeq and is a predicted model, not a curated record. NCBI's taxonomy places the organism in Eukaryota, Metazoa, Arthropoda, Insecta, Hymenoptera, Formicidae.